Messenger RNA from Bicyclus anynana (squinting bush brown), 1506 nucleotides. Its product is annotated as formylglycine-generating enzyme. The coding region runs from base 86 to 1090 and encodes 334 amino acids. The transcript has 4 exons. The record is from RefSeq and is a predicted model, not a curated record. Lineage: Eukaryota; Metazoa; Arthropoda; Insecta; Lepidoptera; Nymphalidae. Gene Ontology annotation, cellular component: endoplasmic reticulum.
UUUGAAAUUUUCUACUUUGUCAGCGAGCGGUUUUUGUACUUUUUUUUAAAAAAUAAAUUUUGUAUUUUGUAUAUUAAUAUAAACAAUGCUGUUGAAAGUAAUUUUAAUAAGUAUAUUAUGUAUAAAAUCAAUCCAUAACUUAAAAAGUGGAUGUGGUUGUACAAGCAGCCGUGAAACAACGGAGCAUUUCAGUGAAGAGACCAACAAUGUUUUGCCAAAUGAACAAUGUCCUUUCGAAAACCGAUAUAUUAAUCGUAUCGAUGCAAAUUCCAAGGAAACCACAGAAAUGAUUUUUAUACCGGCAGGCGCCUACCAGUUUGGUACCGACGACAUAGUUAUUGAAGGUGAUAGAGAAGGUCCAAAGAGAUUACUCCAACUAAAAAGUUUUUAUUUGGACAAAUACGAAGUUUCCAACAGGGAUUUUGAAUAUUUUACUAAAUUAACAAACUAUAAGACUGAAGCAGAGACAUUUGGUGAUAGUUUUGUGUUUACACUGUUUUUAAACAGCACAUUUAGGGAACAGCUAAAAGAUUUCCGUGUCGUACAGGCGCCGUGGUGGUAUAAAGUGGCUGGUACAAACUGGAGGCAUCCAUAUGGACCUGAUUCAGAUAUAUCAGAGUUAAUGGAUCACCCAGUAAUACAUGUAUCUUGGAAUGAUGCCACUGCUUACUGCAAGUGGAGGGAGGCGAGGUUACCUACUGAAUCAGAAUGGGAAGCUGCAUGUAGAGGAGAUCACCAUAACUUUACAUAUCCAUGGGGUGAUAAGCUAUUUCCAAACAAGAAACAUAUGACAAACAUAUGGCAAGGAACAUUCCCAAACCACAAUUCAGUGAAGGAUGGUUACAUUGGCACAAACCCAGUGCAUUUGUUUCCACAAAAUGAUUUUGGCUUCCACAACAUGGCUGGCAAUGUAUGGGAGUGGACCGAAGAUUCUUGGUCAGAUGACAGUGUCAAAGAAAAAGUGAAGAAAGGUGGUUCAUACUUGUGCCACAGAUCAUAUUGCUACAGGUACCGAUGCUCUGCAAGAUCGCACAACACAGACGACAGCUCCGCCGGCAACUUAGGUUUCCGCUGUGCCAAAACUGCCUGAAAUCUCUGUCCAUAGAUAUAUUAAAACAUUUAUACGAAUUUCUACGUACAUUAGUACUUAAUUAGCUCUGUUUUAUUGAUGUGAAAAUCUCACUUGUAAGCGUAAUUUGUUAUUGUAAGUUAUUGCUGGUUGUAUUUACCGUAUACUAUUGUGUCUAGUCUUCCAUGUUAUACCUACUCGUAAAUAUAUAUACAUAAAUGUGUGUUUUAUAAAUUGUAUUUUAUUAAUAUCUUAAUGUUAAGAGCGCGCAGCGUGUCGGUACGAUAUAGAUAAAAUUAGAAGCGCAAGCGAGACGCCGAAUUAUGACUUUCACGUGAGUGAAAAGCACGGAGCGAUUGACGCGCGACGCAAAUUUUAUGACGUGAGCGCCAAAACCAUUUUUACCUAAUUGCAAGUAAAUUAAAAAACAUAACGAA